Messenger RNA from Fopius arisanus, 1616 nucleotides. RefSeq lists its product as uncharacterized. Gene Ontology annotation, biological process: DNA repair; DNA double-strand break processing involved in repair via single-strand annealing. Gene Ontology annotation, molecular function: damaged DNA binding. NCBI's taxonomy places the organism in Eukaryota, Metazoa, Arthropoda, Insecta, Hymenoptera, Braconidae. The record is from RefSeq and is a predicted model, not a curated record.
UUUUGUAAACAAUUAAUCUAGGUUAAGUCAACAUUGAGAUUCUCCCGCGAUUACAUUUUCUUUUCGUUCUCCAUGAUUCAUCAGUUGUAAUUAAUUUUUCACAAUUUAUUCAGUUAUUUUGGUUUUUUUAUUUUUAUUGUUUUCAAUUUUUGGAAUUCUGGAGAUUUUGGAGAUGAGAGAUUUCCCGGAGACGAGCUAUAAUUUUAAACAGACAGCUGUGAAAAAAGCUGGUGAAGAGAUUACACGAGCUCUUAAUACGAUUUCUGAUAUAUUUAAGAAUUUUCAAGAGGAUUAUCUAGCCCUCCUCCUGGACAAUGAGAGCCUGAGGUGCCAGCUGAGGAGAACAUCUCCCCCAGAUCUCAAGGUGAUUUCAAAGAUUUUGAAGGAGUCCCCGAAGAAGUCCCCAGGUGCACCCACUGCUCCCAUCACCUCUCCGACGAUCCGAGGAGUUCCCAGACCCAGAGGAUUCUCUCCCUCAGCAAAAAGAAUCCCCAGACGAGGAUAAAUUCAUCAGGAAAAGUCGAGAGGCAGACGAAACUCGUUCUCCAGCCCCUCAAUCAGAAGACAGACGUCAGUUCCCUGAGGGUGCUUGACCCCAGGGACCUGGAGAUCGAUGAGACGAUGUUCGAGAGGUUCACACAGAAGCCAGAUCAUGUCGAUGUCAUCGAGAGCAGUCCGAAUUUCGAUGUCUCCAAGAGAAAAGGAAGACUGAGACUGAAAUCGAAGGUGGAGAGGUCAGAGGUCACCUCCAGGAGGCCACAGGCACCAGUGGAUGAGAUUGUCCUGUCGGAUUUUGAGGUGGAGGACCUGGAGCCAUCCCUGAGUCAGAUGGAGAAGGAAGCUGUCGCCCAGGAUGGGAAGAGGGAGGGAAAAAUCCUGGGAACGGGGAAAGAGAAGGAGAAAAGGGAGAGGAUGAGGGUUAAGUCAGAUCUCGCGGACAGUGCAAAUAUUCAGGAUAUUGGUCAGACCAGGGCCGACCUGGAUGAGACUUAUUUCCCCAGAGGUGAGGUAGAGGGUCUCGACGGGAAUUUAGCCAAGAGGAAACUCUCUGGGGGCGAGGGAACAUCGAAAAUUGAAAAAGAUAAAGCAUUUGAGAUUGAUCUCGAUGGGGACUGGGAUACUGACGUCUCCAUGGACAAAUGGACUAGUCCACCUCCCAAGAAGAUGAUGAACAGCUUUGACUUCGUGCCUGAACCCAAGGAGACUCACAAGUUCGCGUACAAAGGGCCUGUCGUCAGGGGGAAGAGCGAGAGGGCGAAGUUGAAGGGCUGGAGCUGCAGGGAUUGUCAGGUUUAUUACGAGAACAUGAACUUGACUGAGGAUGAACUCCAGAAGAGGAUGGACCAGUGCUCCAGGCACAGAUCCAAGUUCAAUGAGAGGUAUCAAACACCUCCAGGAUUCUGGAAUCCAGUCUUCGAUGAUACGCCCUCCACUCAAAAGACUGUCUGCGAAUGACAAUUAAAAAAAAUUUUUUUCCUCGGUUUUUGGAGGAUAUCUCGGGAGCCAGGGGAGAUAGAGAAAUUUUUUAUUUGAGUUUUUUGUAGAGGAGAAGAAAAUUCAGGAAAAAGUUUCUAUCGAAUUUUUUGUCGGUGCAUUCGGUCUCGAGAUAUUCGAAA